Macadamia integrifolia is the source of this 1812-nucleotide messenger RNA. Its product is annotated as protein SHI RELATED SEQUENCE 1. Gene Ontology annotation, cellular component: nucleus. Lineage: Eukaryota; Viridiplantae; Streptophyta; Magnoliopsida; Proteales; Proteaceae. The record is from RefSeq and is a predicted model, not a curated record. Bases 182 to 1192 code for a protein of 336 amino acids. Gene Ontology annotation, molecular function: DNA binding; DNA-binding transcription factor activity. Gene Ontology annotation, biological process: positive regulation of DNA-templated transcription. The transcript has 2 exons.
AAGGAGUUGAGUAUUAUCUCAUCUGAUAUAUAUAUAUUUUUGGUGUGGUGGCUGUCCUGAUCUGAAGUAAUAAAGAAGCAAUUACUUCAAAAGCGGCGUGUCCCAGACUCACCCAGGUGAGCUUUUCUGCUAUGGAUUUUGAGUUCCAAUUGAAGUUUGCCACAGGUUCAGGGUGGAACAAAUGGCUGGGUUUUCACUAGGUGAGGGAGGAGGUGAAAGUGGAACCCACCACCAGCACCAGUCACAGCCAGAGCAACAACCGCCCACUGAAAAUCCUCCGGGUAGCCUUUUCCUUUACUGGAACGGAGAGAUCUCAUUUAAUAACAACAACAAUAACAAGGGUUUCCAGCUAUGGCAACUUCAUCGUCAUCAUCAACAGUGUUUGCAAGAAAACAUUUGCUCUUCAUCAUCUUCCGAUGAGCUGAUCAAUUGGAGAGGACGAGCAGAAGCAGCGGCAACCGUGAGUGUGAGAGCGACGAGGAUGAGGCAAGGAAGUGGAAGUGGAAGUGGAGGAGGGGUGAGUUGCCAGGACUGUGGAAACCAAGCUAAGAAAGACUGUAUCCAUAUGAGAUGUAGGACUUGCUGUAAGAGCCGAGGGUUUCAGUGCCCGACCCACGUUAAGAGCACUUGGGUCCCUGCUUCUAGAAGGCGUGAGCGCCAGCAACAGCUCGCCGCUAUUCAACUACAACAACAACAACAACACCACCAUCAUCAACAGCCGCAGCUACGAGGUGAGAAUCCCAAAAGGCAGAGAGAUAAUACCAAUGCUCCCUCCCUCGCCUGCUCUCGUUUUCCCCCCACCUCGUCAGGAUUGGAAUUGGGGAACUUUCCGGCGGAAGUGAAUUCUCCGGCGGUGUUUCGUUGCGUGAAAGUGAGCUCCAUCGACGAAGCAGACGACCAGUAUGCAUAUCAAACGGCUGUUAACAUCGGAGGACAUGUAUUCAAGGGUAUCCUCUAUGAUCAAGGUCCUGAACUCCAUUACGGUCCUGGAGAAAGCUCCUCUGCAGGUGGUGGUUUAGGAGUAGGAGGAAUACAAGCUCCUCAUAAUAAUCUCAUCACGGCAGCUUCCACCACUAUAACAACUGCUACAGCAGCAGCAGCAGGAAUACUUGAUCCUUCAUCUCUAUAUCCACCAACACCCCUCAGCGCUUUUAUGGCCGGUACGCAAUUCUUCCCACCCCCAAGAUCUUGAAAGAAACUUAGGAGCUUGGCACUUUGCUUCAAGAGUCAACUCAAUACUAUUGCUAAAGUUGCAUCAUUUCGUCUAUCGCAAUGAUGUCCUCCACGGGAGCUGUACGUGCACCUCUUGGGCCAUCAUCAUCAUCGUCUCUUCUUUCCUUUUAGGUUCUUCUCACUAACCUUUCAUCACUCUUCUCUUUAUAUUAUUAUAUUCUGCAAUCUACAUUGUUGUUGUUGUUGUUGUUGUUGUUUUUCCCAGAACUUUUCAACACCCACACAUGCAUUGAUCUCAAAUGAUCAGAGAAAAAGAGAGAGAAGUAGCACCCCAGAUGUUUGUUUGUUUGCUUGUUCAUUCAGAUUUUAUCAGUUAUGAGUUAUGAGUUUUGAGUUCAAGUUCAUGUGUAGCGGGCGGGGAAGAGAGUUAGAGAGUUGGAGAGUUGGAGGGGAAGAGGGUUUAAAUGCGGGUCGAGUCUAGGUGUCUUAGUGCAUAAUGUCAACUCCAUAGUCAUCUCUUUCUCUGUUUGAUUUGUUUCUUUAAGUCCUUUCUUUAUUAUAGUUUUCCCUUUAAAUGGGUUGGAUUUGAUCUGGCUUUCUGGUUGAUUUUGAACUUUGAAGCCACUUUUUUCCCGUUUA